GCACACUCUGGGUUAUAUUUAGACCUGCUUCAGACCACCUGACCACAAACAGCUAGGACCCCACAAAACAAAAACACACGGGCUGCAAGAUUCAGAUCCCUGAGUGUGCUUUGAUAUAGAAAUGGGUGACUUUGAAGAGGAAGGCAUAGAUGAGGAACUUAUGGAGUUUGCCAUUCGAGAGAGCUUUCGGGAUGCCUACAAGCUGCCAUGUUCAAUACACACAAACAGGAAGGAGCCAAACAGUGAUGACUUUAUGAAGAUAAUGGCAGCGAUUCACAAAGGUGAUGUGUAUGCGCUGCAGGAGCUGUCAGGUUGUGUGUCUGCCUUCAGACAGAGGGACAGCAAGGGCCGGCUGCCUCUGCACGCAGCAGCUGUGCAGCCACAGCGAGACAUCCUACGUGUGGUGCUGCAGGCAAUGUUGACGUCUACAGACCUGACCCUGGAGGAGCAGACAGACGAUGGGGACACGUCCCUGACUCUGGCAGCAGAGGCUGGCCUGGUGAAAAACGUAACGAUGCUGCUGCAGCAUGGAGCUUCACCACACAACACCAACAGCAGGAAUGAGUCUCCUCUGCUGAUCGCAGUGAGACAGAGAUCAUACGACAUGGUUCUAUCCCUCAUCAUGGGUGGGGCCUUUGUGGAGCAGGUGUGCCUCACUAAGUGGACGGCCACACAUGAAGCGGCAAAGCAGGUGGGCUGUCCAGCUAUUCUGAUGCUGCUGCUUCGACACGGAGCCAAAGUAACUGCCAGAGACGGUCAUGGGGUGACUCCUCUGGGGAUCGCAGCUGCAUAUGGCAACACUGAAGCUUUGGAAAUACUCAUACAGCAUGGUGGUGACGUGAACGCCAAGGCCAGCAAUGGAGACACAGUCCUGUAUGAUGCAGCUGGAUCUGGAAACCUGGACAGUAUCGAGCUACUCCUGCAGCACGGAGCCAACCCGAAUGUAGCCAGCUAUGCCUGCCAGCUGCCCAUCCACAGGGCUGCAUAUGAGGGACACAUACUAGCCCUGAGGACUCUCAUCCCCAUCACCACAAAGAGAGCUAUCCGUCUCUCAGGCCAGAACCCCGUCCACUCAGCAGCUGACGGGGGACAGGUUGAGUGUCUGCAGCUGCUUAUCGAGAAAGGAUAUGAUGUCAAUGCCUUGCUAGACACACACAUCUCUGAGAACUACGGCGACCUCAGGAAGUCUCCUCUGUACUUUGCUGUUUCCAACGGUGAUGUGACCUGCGCUGAGAUGCUGCUUGCAGCUGGAGCGAGAACUGACCUAGACCCACUACGGUGCAUCCUGGUCGCUAUACGCGCUGAGAGAUAUGAGCUGGUGCAGCUGCUGCUCUCCUAUGGAGCGGAGGUGAAUUGUUACUUCAGAGUGAUCAGCAACACACUGUUCCCCACAACCCUGCAGUACAGCCUGAGGGACCAUGUCAUGCUGCGACUGCUGCUCAACAAUGGAUUUCAUGCUUACAAAUGUUUCCAGUGUUGUCAUGGUAAAGGUGAAGACAUGGAUGGUAUCUGGACUGAAGUCCAUAACCAAGCCUACCAAAUUUACAGUCAACCUAACGUCAUCUCGUUCUGUGACUUUGUGUCGGUAUCAUGGGUGACACAUCUGGUUGGCAGUGUUGUGAGGAUGCUCCUCGACUACGUCAGCCAUGUCAGCAUCUGUCCCAACCUCAGUCGCAUCCUAGAGAGGACGCCCGAGUGGGAGGAGAUUUCUGACAUACUGAGCAAACCACGGUCCCUGCAGCACUUGUGUCGACUGGUAAUCAGAGCUCACAUGAGCCUCAGGAUGCUGAAUGACCCUGAAGCCAUGGCUGCUGUCCCUUUUCCUCCAAGACUGAAGAAAUACCUGACCUACGGAGAGAACGACUUCUUUGGUGACCUCUCCUCUACGUGAAACACAUUUUAUUUAUACCUGUGUAAUUGAAACUAAUGAAGCUAAAAACACUAGUCAUUCUUUAAAAAAUUACCAGUGGGUCCUUUUGUAUUCCAUUUGUUAAGUUUUAUAUGUUAAAAGCUGGAGUGCCUUAGUAGAAUAUUCUUGAUAUACUGCUUAAAUUCUAGAAAACAAUAGUGAAUAGUUAAUAGAGCUGAAAAGUGAAUGUAUAGCAUAUGAACAGUGUUGGAGAGUAACUAGUUACAUGUAUGUGCGUUACGUAAUUUAAUCACAAAAUAAACUGUAAUCCAUUACAGUUACUGGAAAAAAUGUGCAAUGUAAUUACAGUAUUAUACAGUAAGUUUUAUAGUUACCUAUAAAACUUUAAAGAUUACAUUGGGGGUUACAUCUGAAUAUUUUCUGUAAAAAAGCUUGUCUAUAUGCUGAAUAAGGUGCACAGUGCUUUCCUUUGCCAUUUCCAGCCUUUAGUAAAGUUUGAUGCUAUUCUGAUGCUUUUGAUCCCAGUUAAAUUGUCUCUUAAACUGUUGGAGAGUUGCCACCAUGUCUACAGAUAAAAACAGGUUCCAGUGCUGGAAACAAAAUAAAAAACAGUUCAUACAGAAAUCAGAAAAGGGUUCGAACAUAAUGCAAUGCAAAAUAUGUUUAAAAUGCUUUCAACAUUGAAAAUAUCCAUAUGCCAAGAUCUGCAGGUACAUUAUAGCUUACAGUAACUGCAAGCAGUCAGAUUACAUAAAGUAGGGACAUGCAUAAGACAUGCCUACCUCUCGCGUGCCACACCAUGCUUCUAAUGUGUAUUAAAGACGUAUUUUUGCUCCAUAUUUUGCUUAGUGCAUAUCCAGGAUUUUGAAGUCUGACUUUGUGGUGGCUGUUCUUCAAAAGUUAAUUAUUAUAAUCUUAAUUCAUGUGAUGAAGGAUUUCAAAAAGAGUUUGACAGUAGUCAGUGUUGAGUACUGCUGUAAGGUUAACACUGCCAGGUUUAAACACAUUAGGAAUUUAGAAAAGUAAUCACAAUGUAAUAAGUUACAUUGAUAAAGUAAUUUAAAAAGUUACACUACUAUUACAUUUUAAAUAGGGUAAUUUGUAAUCAGUAACCUAUUACAUUUUCAAAGUAACCUUCCCAGCACAGCAUAUGAAAUAGAUGUCUCACAAAUCUUCAGUGUCUUGUACACCCACACAGGUGUUUUCACUUGUUGCUAAUUAGACCUCUGCUUAUGGAGAGGUUGGGCAGGGAAUUGUAAGAGGUCUCCAAACUGCAUCAACCAAACUGCAACUUUAGGUGUAAGUAGUCCCACCCUAACAGGUGCAAUGGAGUGUAAAAGAAAUGUGUGUACAUGCCCACACAGUACUGACAAGAGGUCUAAUCAGGCAGGUUAGGUGAAAAUGCCUGUGUGGGUGGAUACAGUUAUUCUCACUUUGGUGCUGGCUUUAAGUGUAAACACUGUGUAUGUUCAAUAUGGUGUUUGAAAAUGUAAAAUAUAAUAGCACUGUUACUCUAA
Molecule: messenger RNA, 3387 nt
Organism: Micropterus salmoides (largemouth bass)
Lineage: Eukaryota; Metazoa; Chordata; Actinopteri; Centrarchiformes; Centrarchidae
Gene: asb15b
Product: ankyrin repeat and SOCS box containing 15b
Exons: 14
Coding region: 122-1891 (589 amino acids)
Biological process (GO): intracellular signal transduction
Molecular function (GO): protein binding
Source: RefSeq, a predicted model, not a curated record